This is a messenger RNA of Neopsephotus bourkii (Bourke's parrot), 3953 nucleotides long. RefSeq lists its product as uncharacterized. NCBI's taxonomy places the organism in Eukaryota, Metazoa, Chordata, Aves, Psittaciformes, Psittacidae. Bases 65 to 3373 code for a protein of 1102 amino acids. Gene Ontology annotation, cellular component: plasma membrane. The transcript has 13 exons. The record is from RefSeq and is a predicted model, not a curated record.
CGGCCGCUCGCUUCCAUUUCCUGUGCCGCUUCUCCUUCUCCUCCUCUUCCCGCAGCCGGUGCCCAUGGCCGGCCCCGCCACCGCCGCUCCGCUCCCGCCCGGGCAGCGCAGCCUCGUCCCGCCGGGACCAUCGGGUGCGGGUGCCCAGAGGGCUCAGAGCUUUCAGCUGCAUCAGCCCCAGGUGAAGCUGUCGGUGGCAGCGGGGGAGACGCUCACCCUGACCUGCACCACGUCUGGAUCUGGUCCCGCUGGGCCUGUGAAGUGGCUGAAGGGCUGGGGCAGUGAGAACAAGACCAUUUACGACCAGAUGGGCACGUUCCCCCGUGUGACGAGGGCAGAGAGUGGCUCCAACACGGACUUCACCAUCCACAUCAGGGACGUUCGCCUCGAGGAUGCCGGCACCUAUUACUGUGUGAAGUACCAGAAGUCUGUGCAUGGGGUGUUCGUGUUUCAGCAUGGAAAGGGCACCGAGGUGUCCCUGAAUGAGGCAGCCCUGGCUCCCAGCAUGGUGGCUCUAGCUGCAGUGCUGUGCUUCCUCCUCCUCGGCUUCUUCAUCGCCCUUUGCAUGUACAGGAGGAAGUCCAGAGGCGAGGCAGAGAGCCGGAACCCGGCCGGGCCGGUGGCCAGAGGCAGCUUCUUGCCCAUCCCUCUGCAGUGCUGUGCAGGGACCCCCAGGUUUGUACUCAUCAUUCUGCACCCUGAGAACUGCUUUAUCCACCCCCUUAUCCUGGCUUCCUCUCCCGCUGGAGCAGUGGUUUUCCCCAGAAAAGCUCCUUUACCCACAGGCACACGAAGCAGCAAGGAGGACAAUGACAUCCACUACGCCGACCUCCAGCCCCUGCCCGCAGCCCCGCAGCACAGCAGGAGCCCCGGCACAGCCCGCUCCGAGUACGCCAGCAUCAGGGUCGCUGCCAAAUCACCCAUUGAUGGAUCACCCAUUGAUAGAUCACCCAUUGAUGGAUCACCCGUUGAUGGCUCACCCGUUGAUGGAUCACCCACUGAUGGGUCACUCAUUGGUGGAUCACCCAUUGAUGGAUCACCCAUUGAUGGGUCACUAAUUGGGGUGCUCCUCGCCCCUGCCAUCCCCACGCGCAUCACGCCCGGAGCUGGGAUGCUCCGUGGGUUUUGUCCUGUUAAAAGAGCCGCGGCUGCCGUUUGGGAAGGGGAAACCCUUCGGGAGCUGCUCCCCGAGAGCAGGGAUCUGCGGGGGUCCCCCCGCUCCUCCUGGCACGCAGUAACCCCCAUUGGCGGCAGUCCCGGCGCUGGCAGAGCCCCGAGAGCGGCACAAGCGGCGCUUGAGGAGUGCAGGGAGAAGGGAGCCACAUUUCGACAGGCAGGAGCCGGGGCAAAGCAGCCGCUGCGGGAGGAGCCGGGCCCGGCUCAAUGCGGGCUCUCAGGGCGCUUUUGUCGGCCCCGGACGUGCCCAGCGGUGCUGCCAGCACGGAGGGGCUGUGCCGGCGCCAGCGGCUCCCAGCGUGGGGCGGCAGCGUGCCCAGCGCCUUGGCUCAGCACCGUGCCCGUGGGCAGGAUGCGGAGCCUCCAUCGGGAAGCUCCAUCGCCUCGGCCGGGCCGGGCGCAGGGUGGGCAGCGCAGCGGGAGCAGCGACACGCGGGCUGCGGGAAUUGCUCCUGACAGAUCCAGCGCUCGGUGCCGGGGCCCGGCCCGGUGGGUGCGGAGGGGGGGGGGGGGCCGGGCUGUGCGUGCGCUCGGAGCCGGGAGGCGGGAGCCCAGCCCCUCCUUCCUCAUUCGGGGCUGGGGCAGCGGCGCCCGCUCCGGCCGCCGUCCGCCUUUCCCCUUUCCUUCUGUUCUUAACCCCAAAAGCGAAGCGAGGAGCUCCGCAGCAUCUCCAGCCCCCGCUGCCCCGACACCACCGGCGAUGGAGCCGCUUCCCCGGAGCGCCUGGCCGCUGACCUGCCUGCUGCUGCUCUCCCUGCCAGGUACCGGUGCCCAGGAGGUUCAGGGCUUCAAGCUGCAUCAGCCCCAGGGCAAUGUGUCAGUGACAGCGGGAGAGACGCUCACCCUGAACUGCACCACAUCUGGAGAUGGUCCCAUUGGGCCUGUGAAGUGGCUGAAGGGCUGGGGCAGUGAGAAUGAGACCAUUUAUGACCAGACGGGCACGUUCCCCCGUGUGAUGAGGACAGCGACUGGGUCCGACACAGACUUCACCAUCCACAUCAGGAAUGUUCACCCCGAGGAUGCCGGCACCUAUUACUGCGUGAAGUACGACAAGUCUGUGCGUGGGGUGAUCGUGUUUCAGCAUGGAAAGGGCACCGAGGUGUCCGUGUACGCCAAACCCAGCAGCCCGGUGGUGAGGGGGCCGGAGAGCAGAGCAGGGCCGGGGCAAUCGGUGCCUUUCACCUGCACGGCCGGAGGGUUCUUCCCCAGGGAAAUCGCUGUGAAGUGGCUGAAGGACGGGGCCCAGAUCUCGGCUCAGCAGCCCCAGGUCAGCCCCGGGCAGACGAAAUCCUCCUUCGACGCGUCCAGCACCGUGUCGGUGACGCUGCAGGAGGGCGACGUCCGCUCGCAGCUGCAGUGCGAGGUUCAUCACCGCACGCUGCCGGCCCCGCUGCGGGGCAGCUUCCAGCUCAGCCGAGCCCUGCGAGUGCCCCCCAGCGUGCAGGUGGUGGCUGAGCCGCCGAGCCCCGUGGAGCUGAACAAGACGGUGAACUUGACGUGCCUCGUGAAGGGGUUUUACCCGGGAGACGUGGCCGUGGCCUGGCUGGAGAACGGGACGGAGAUGAGCGUGGGGAGCCCCCCCCCGCCAGCGGAGACCCCGCGGGGCUUGUUCGAGCUGCGCAGCCUGGUGGAGGUGCAAGCGACGGAGGAGAAGAACGGGUCCGUGUUCACGUGCCGCGUGGUGCACGACGCCCAGGGCCCCAUCAACGGGACGAGCACCCUGCGGAUCGCUGCCCCGGCCAAGGGCGGGCUGAGCGACCGCUCCCAGACUGAUAACGACAAUUUGGUCCUCAUCUACAUCGUGGUGGGGGUGGUCUGCACGGUGCUGGCGCUGCUGGUGGCUGCAAUUCUUUACCUCAUCCGGGCAAAGCAGAGCAAAGGUAAAAGCUCACCGUCAGCUAGGUUACACGAGCCGGAGAAGAGCAGCGAGGCCAAUACGCAGGAAUCCGACCCCAACAACGUGACCUACGCGGACCUGAACUUCGACAAAGAGAGGAAAACCAUCCGCCGCAUGGUGGAGAUGAGCCAGCAGUCGGAGUACGCCUGCAUCCAGAGCAGCCGGGCGCCCAACGGCGAUGACAACCUCACCUACGCCGACCUGGACAUGGUGCACCUGAGCAAGGCACCGCCGCGGCCGGCCCCGCGCCCCGAGGAGGCCGGCUCUGAGUACGCCAGCGUCCAGAUCCCGAGGAAGUGAGCAGGGCUGCAGCGGGACCCCUGCGUCACGGGGAGCCAGCCUGCUCCUGCCCGGGAGGAUGCUCUUGGGAGCACCGAGAGCCAUGUGAAGAUGCGCUGCGGUACCCGCGUUUUGGGAUGGAAAUGGAGCCCCCCGCACGGGUCGGGGUUGGCUCCCAUCCGCAGAGACCUGAUUUUAGGGGGCAGCUCUGUCCCGGGGCUGCCGGCUCCAUCCCUUGGGGAUCCCCCCCGUAGCCAUGGGGACUGCUCAGCCUCGGAGUGCCGGGAUUGCCCGUGAGCGGGUUAAUCCGGCGGAGCAGCGACAGUGCCUCCACGCCGGCUCCCGUGGGAAUGCCACCGCCGCCCUGACCCCGCAGGGAUGGGCUGGAGCCCCUGCACUGCCUUCUGGGGCCCUGCUGCCUGGAAACCAAACUGGCUUUAAAGGAAGGAUCGGAGCGUCCGCAUCUCUCUUCCCAAGUGUCCCUUCUGCGGGAUCUCAGUCUCGCCACAAGGCCAAUGAUGCUGGGAAGGCCGGCGAGCCAAGCCCCCCCACCCCGCAGGCUUCUACCCAUCCUACCGCCCAAGGAUGCUCCAGAUACGGC